AUGACACCUCAGGCUAUGCCUUAUUGUGCCCAUCAUAACUGUACUUGGAUCAAGGACAUGUUGGCGCAUGUCCAAAUUCAUCGCGUGUCCGAAUUUUCUACAUCAGGCAGCGGUGACGAUGUAUCGGUGUUCUGGGAACCAGAUUUAUCAUUUUUCACAGAUCCUUUCGCAAUCCACUCACCUACAAAUACACAGGCCAUCGUCCAUGCCCCUUCCCCCUUGCAAGAAUUUCUAACUCCUCCAUCGUCUUCCACUGGCAGUCCUGAUGCUCAGAUCCCUAUGCGGCCGCUUGAUGCUACUGACGUGUUGCAUGAAUCUGAAUCACCGCCUGUACAAUCGUUCAGGUUGUUCCCAAAAACGAGGAGAAGAGGUUUCAUACGUCUCGCGCACGACGUGGAGCGAAAGUCGUCAGUCUGGAAAGAUGUUCAUAAAACGAUAAUGAAGAAAGACUCUGAUAUCGUGCAACCUGACGAACAGAAAGAAGACGAAAACAUAACAGCGGGAGCUGGUUGUGUAGGCGGUGAUGCCAUAGAGGCCCAAGCUUCUCAAACUACGGGCAUGAGUACUCGUCAGAUUCGAAAGAGGAAGAUCAACGAUGUUAACGGCAAUCAUGGUUCAGACACUGACGAGAACGUACUUUUUCCCAAUCCUGUUCCAACUGUCGUGAAGCGCAUCUGCCGGGAGAGAACAGGGACAGACUGGCAGACAGUGCUCGAUAUAGUCAACAUCGAAUCAGUCGAUCUGGCUAGGGGACACCCAGGCUUAGGUUACGUUGGUGCGCCAACAGAUGAUCAGGAGCACCGUUACUUACGAGUUGGUUACUAUGAUACUACUUCGGUGUAA
Suillus fuscotomentosus is the source of this 843-nucleotide messenger RNA. RefSeq lists its product as uncharacterized. Bases 1 to 843 code for a protein of 280 amino acids. The record is from RefSeq and is a predicted model, not a curated record. Lineage: Eukaryota; Fungi; Basidiomycota; Agaricomycetes; Boletales; Suillaceae. The transcript is spliced from 5 exons.